Messenger RNA from Mercenaria mercenaria, 594 nucleotides. RefSeq lists its product as uncharacterized. The coding region runs from base 156 to 524 and encodes 122 amino acids. NCBI's taxonomy places the organism in Eukaryota, Metazoa, Mollusca, Bivalvia, Venerida, Veneridae. The transcript is spliced from 3 exons. The record is from RefSeq and is a predicted model, not a curated record.
AUCAUGCCCUUCCUAUAUUUUUGGGUUUUGUUUGUGUUUAUAAAAUGAUAACAGAUAAGCAACCUAUAAUCAUUUUAAACGCUAUUUUAUCAUGAAAUAUUUUACUUUACUUAAAGAAUGUUGUUUUAAAACCAUUUAAGUUACUUAAAGAGAGUAUGAUGAACAUUUUGACAAUUCUGAUUCUUUUCGGAGUAUAUCAGAUUUAUGCUCAAGAAGAAUUCAGUGAAAGGACAGGAUACGACCAACCUACUUUUAAACAACCAACAGAUGUCAAAAACACAAUAAUUAUUUAUGUGACUUGUGUUCUUGGGUUUGCCGUGUUUGCUGUGAUGAUUUUGACCAUGGUAUUAUGCUGUAGAAGGAAUUCAUGCCGCUUAAACAAGAUGAAACUAGUUCAAGAACUAGAUGUGGAGUUAGCGGAAAUAGUUAAUACACAACAAGAACAAAGAGAAAAUAAUGAGACCGAAACAUUGAUCGAAGGUGUAACACAGGCAAACAAUCGUGCAGAUCCCUAUGAUUACUGAAACAAGAGGCAAUACACGGCACGCAGAUGAUAUACAGAUCCUUUAUUAGUGGAUGUCAGUGUUUUGUUUU